AUGGUAAUUUGUCAGCUUUGGGGGGCUAAAACAUUUCUUGUGCUUUUAUUCAUUUCAUAUGUGUAACACAUUUUGUCAUUUUGUGUCUAGUCCACGCUUGCCUGGGCAAGAGCCUCUGCCACCUGCCUCAACUUUAACUGCCUGCUAAUCCUCUUACCAGUUAGUAGAAACCUGGUUUCAUUCUUAAGGGGAACAAGUUUUGUAAGUACUUUUCCCCCUAUUGCACAAGUAUUGCCUUUUAAAUGAUCAUUGAAAAGGUUCACUGAUAAUGUUCUUGUUAUAAAUGCACAUUUAAAAGAAACUGAUAAACUGUAGCAUUUGACUGCUAGUGGAUAUUUAUAGGAGUGUAUUUUUCCAUACACUUGUCACAGUGUUGCAAAUAUAGCUAUAAUAUUUCAACAACAACAACAAUACUACUACUACUACUACUACUACUAAUAAUAAUAAUAAUUUAUUAUUAAUAUCCCACCCAUCUGGCUGGGUUUCCCCAGCCACUCUGGGUGGCUUCCAACAGAAUAUUAAAAUACAAUAAUCCGUCAAACAUUAAAAGCUUCCCUAAACAGGGCUGCCUUCAGAUGUCUUCGAAAAGUCUGGUAGUUGUUUUUCUCUUUGACAUCUGGUGGGAGGGUGUUCCACAGGGCGGGUGCCACUACCGAGAAGGCCCUAGGUGAUUUAGACUCAUUCACUCUCUCUUCUUUUUUCCUCAGCUGAUAUAGCUGCAGGGAGGACAUUGGAAGCUUUUGCUACUAUUGUUGUUGUUUUUUAACCACCAGUUGUUUAGCAUUAUGCCCCAAUCUGGACAAGCUUCAAUUAGCUUUAACUAUGGUUUUCUUAAAGAAGCCUACUUCAGAUACUGGUUUGUGAAGCUAGCUUGUUACAAUAAACCACAGCCAAAAUUAACUUGAGUUUUGCCUCUCAAAAUCGCCUCUCAAAAUUCUCCAGCCUAAUUUUGAGCAAGGAAAUCAGGGGGACCAUGCCAUCAAACUUCUCCAAGGUGAGGAGAAACUCUGUAACAGUUUUUCAGGAGUGUAGCUCACCAUUAUCAGUGACAGCAGCACCAUCUCCUUUUCCCCCUAAGGGUUUUUGAUCAUUCUUGUAAUGAUAAACCAUAGUUUAUUAUUGUAGGAGUGGGCAUAGGUGAAUCUUGGAAUCACCUCUCAACAUUGCGUCUGGCUGCAGUAUUCCAGCUAUGUUCAGUAAAUUCUGGACUAGAUAAACUGUACUUUAUAAUUAUGUUUGCAUGCAAUUUCAAGUUCAUAAAAAUGAUUUAAAAUGCAUAUCUUUUCCCCUUUUCAUCAAGUGUUGUGGAGGAGUCCUGAGGAGACAACUUGACAAAAGUGUCACAUUUCACAAGACUAUUGCAUAUGGAGUAGCUGUGAAUGCAAGUAAGUUUUUUUUAAAAAAACUUAAUGCUUAGAAUGUAGGCUUCCUUGUUUUGUCUGGAGUGAUAUGAAUUUGGAGUGCUAAUCAUGCAGUCUUAAUGCAGGGAGGUCCAAUGUGGAACUGGCCCAUGUGGGGACACUGAGGGCUGGGCUUGUAUGUGUAGCCUGGCCCUGCUUUUAGCCACACACUUUCAAUAAAACCCCUGAAUAUUUGGAAUUCACGUGUGAGCAAACAAAUAUAAAAUAUUUUUGGGGGGUUGGGGGUGGGAUCUCUGAGGAACUCAACUUUCUACCCUUGGUAUCCAGAGACACUCUCAGUGCUCUCAAAUAUGUCUCCUUAGAAUCUAUUGUUUGCAAUGAAACUCCCAAGUAAGAGUACAUUUUCCCUUCUCCCUGAUAACAACACUUUCUGCUGUGAUGGAAACCAGUUCUGUUAUUUCAGGGAUGGCUUGCUGACGGAGUGAAUAAAUGCAGUUGUUUUUUGGGAAAAGGAAGAAGCUCUGUCUGGUAUCACUUAUGGUACCCCUAUUAUUGAUUUGCAAUUCUUACAUAUUUUAGUAGCAGGUGAGAUUCAGUUUCCUUUAUUUCUAUCUAGUCAUCAGAUCAUUACAAAACAAAGGUUUAACAGAAUGAAAGUAACGCAAGGUAACAUUGACAAGUUUAGAAAUCCUACAGCGUAAACAAGCUUAAAAUGCCAACUAAGGCUUACUCAGAGUAGACCCACUGAAAGUAAUGAUCAUGACUCAGUUAGGUCCAUUCUCUUCAAUGGGUCUACCCUUAGUAAAACUUAGUUGAAUGCCACCCUGAUUUUUCCUGGCAUAGCACUACACUGCCCCUUUAAAAAAAAGAAAGAAAAUGGCCCUCUUUUAACAAAUAUGAAAAUGCAAUAUUAAAUUGAAAUAAAAAUGAGAUGAAACAAAAUGAAUCCGUGCAAAUCCAAAUACAAUUAUGUAAAACCUAAAUGGAUAAAAGCAUAAAACAAGACUUAAAAUUCUGAAUCUCCCUGGCAGGAGACAGCAUUCUCUCAAGAAAUUUCUCCUCUCAUUAGUAGAAAACUGCAGUCUUCACAGGAGGCAGGAACAUUUGCUCUUCUCCAAACCAUCCCAGUUUUCUGCAAAGUUUUCUGCAGCUUUCUUUGCUACAUCCAAGGAGCAACACAGAUCCUUUGUUAUGCAGAAUGUGUGCCUUUAACCACUUAAUUGCUGGGUCAGAGGGCUUACCCUUUGAAACAGGAGGAUCUUACGGAUAGGAGUGUCAAAGACCAAACACACACCUAUAUGCUGCAAUCAAUUAUUUAGUCAAUAACAAGGUCUAAACCAGGGGUCAGCAAACUUUUUCAGCAGGGGGCUGGUCCACUGUCCCUCAGACCUUGUGGGGGGCUGGACUACAUUUUGAAAAGAAAAAAAAAUGAACGAAUUUCUAUGCACCACAAAUAACCCAGAGAUGCAUUUUAAAUAAAAGAACACAUUCUACUCAUGUAAAACACCAGGCAGGCCCCGCAAAUAACCCAGAGAUGCAUUUUAAGUAAAAUGACAUAUUCUACUUAUGUAAAAACACGCUGAUUCCUGGACCAUCUGCUGGCCGGAUUUAGAAGGCGAUUGGGCUGGAUCCGGCCCCAGGCCUUAUUUUGCCUACCCAUGGUCUAAACAUUAUCCCUAUCCAUUCAUACUUACUCAAGCAUACCUCCUCAGAUGGCCAAUCUGAGCAGAGCUGGUAAGAGGUCAGAGUUUGUCUGAUGCACUCUGACUUCUGGACUUGUCUUCUUGAUCUCCAAAAUCCUAGGUGCACAAGUCCUUGCUUUAUACUUUCCAGUUUUCAUCAAACAUGACGAAAGUUAUAGUGAGUAGCAUUUGAGGUCAUUUGAUCUGGGGUCAUCAGGGUAUUUUCCCAGACCCUCAUAUGUUGUUCCAUCAUAUGCUGUUUUUCAGACAGACAGGUUCCCACUCCCUGAUCUUUUGAACUUUCAGGAGUCCUAAGACAACCAGAACACAGCCUUCUGUCUUGGCCUUCUUCUUGAUCUUUUAACCUUAGGUCUCACAUAUUGGAAAUAGCCAUAGAUUUUCAAAAGACCACUUGCUUUUAGCUGUUCGUGGUGUGUAUUUUUUGCUUUCCUUCCUCCAGCAGAUGUUCCCAGAUGCCCUCUAUAGUUCCCACCAACAAUUCGGCACUCAGAUUCAUUCUUUAUCAUCAGCCAUUGAAUAAAUAAACAUUCUCCCAUACAUUCACUAAACACCCCCCCUUUUUUUAAAGACAUAUUACAUUCUUUGAUAUACAGGCAACUCCCUGCUUGCACACGUUCAACUCGCAUACAACCAUGUAUAUGUGUGGUGUUGGGAAAUGAAUAAAUAAUUCGAUUUAAACUGCAAAAAAGGUGUGAAAUGGGCAAAAAUGGCCCCAAAAGAGCACAAAAGCUGUGAAAAUGGUGUGAAAAGAAUGGGGGGGAAAGACUAGGAAGUGCUGCUGGUUUUUUAAAGGGAAUUUUCACAGGGUUCCAGAGGUUUAGAAGGUGUUUACAAGCUUUUUAGAUGCUGUUCCCCACUAUACAUGAUUUCACAUAUAUGUGCGAUACUUGCGAUUGUAACCCUCAUGUAAGUGGGAAGUCGCCUGUACCCAACCAUCAACUCUGAUUCAUUCCUUCUGCAUACAAUGCAGAUCCAAUGCAAAAGGGAUGACUCUAAAUAGGAUCAGUGGCUCAAGAGUUCUACCCAGCAGCUGUUGAUACUCCCUUGCCUUCAAGAAGGACUGUGGAAGGGCUCCAAGAUGGCACACUUCCCACCAGGAUCAGUCAGCUGAAUUUUUGUUCUGCUCAAAACCUCAAAAGAGCAUGGAAUGCAGAACACAUUGCAGUGCUGCGUGGAGUUAUAUUUCUCUAUCAGCCCAGCAACAUACCACUUUUCUUUCAUCAUAAGAAUGGAUUCCUGAAGAAAGCACAAUUUCCCCCUUUUAAUUAACAAGUCAUUCCAGGAAUAGAAAUGUAUUAAUUGAUCUUGUUUUAGUUUCCUCAAGGUAUCAAACUAAAGGUGCAUUAACUUUAAGUCCCCCAAAGGGAGAUUUCCUCCCAAUACAAAUAGCAGCUUCAGGAGAGAGAUUUUCCUCCCAGCUGAUGCAUGAUUGACUGGAUCUGAAAAGAGCUACUUUGGCACACAUUGGGCUUCUUCCACAAAGAUGGGGAAACUACCCAGCCGUGUUUCUCAUUCCUAUGGAGGAAAACCCUAUACAUGUAGAUGGGGCUCCCUUUAGACCAGCGGUUCUCAACCUGUGGGUCCCCAGAUGUUGUUGGACUACAACUCUCAUCAUCCCUGAGCUCUGGCCUUGCUAGCUAGGGGUGAUGGGAGUUGUAGUUCAACAACAUCUGAGGACCCACAGGUUGAGAAAGGCUGCUUUAGACAGAGCUGGUUAUGUGAUGCAUGGGAAACAUUGUUGUUGAGAGGUUGGGAUUCCCCCCUAGUUUUUACACACAUUUCUUGUCCACAGAUACUGCUCAGGGCCUCUGCCUUGGGAAGAAUGGAACAGGGAUUUUAUUUAACUAUGUUUGUAUGUAUGCAUUUAUGAUAAGACAUGAAAGCUAUUAAUAGACUAGGAAUAAUUUACAGGAUGGUGGCGAUCACAGUAUAGGAGAGGUGUAAAUAAUGGGAGGCAUUGGCAAUCUAUGCAGGUUAAGACAUAGCUGUUAAAUUCUGAGCACGGUAACUGUGAAAUUAAUAAAUCUGAGUGUAAGAGAUGUCUUAGAUAGUUUUAAACUGUUUAAAAAUAUGUUUUUGUUUUAUUUUAAAUUGUGCUAUUUUAACAUUUCGAUGAAUAGAAUAGAAUCCAUAUAAUACAAGUUAGGAAACUGAUUGUAAUGGGUAUGCUUAAGUACUUAAUUAAAAGGUGACUAACUUCAGUGCAACUAUUAUCCCAGACAGGCAUGCAGAAAGACAGAGAAGUGGCUUUUACUCUCUUGAAUAAGUAUGUGCACCAGUUCAAUAAGAGCUGUAUAUGCUUCGCUGAGAACAAACACAGAUUAGCCAAAUGUAUCAAGACAUCUCUCGUUUGGCUCUUUCUCUACAUGCUGAACUGAUGGAUAAUGACCUGUAAUUGCAGCUCAUUUACUAACCCCCUCUCCAUAAAACAAUCCAGCAAUGAGAUAGAUGGAAAAUUAUAGACUAGCGUGCAACAAAGUAAUAAUAGCACAUAUGAACUACUUAUGUAUGAUCAUAGACUUGGAUUUAUAGCCUGCUCUUCCAUAGCUGCUGACGUGUGAUGGGCAUGUUUUGAAUGUAAGAGGUGCUCUAUACACUACAAUGGGCAAACACACACAUUUCUCCACAGUGCAAAAAAGUGGGGGCCUACGCAUCUUCCACACAAAAAGGCUUCAAUGUAAAUUGAACAGCACGUUGCCUACAAGGGCAGCCUCAUUCACAGAAGUGGGAAAGACAAUGUUGUGUGCUUGUUCCUCUGCAAUUCCACAGAAGUGAAUAGGACAACAACUCUGGUGUUUUGAACCUAUGGGAAUGAAACCAGGCCCCCGCAUGCAUUCACAGGUUUUAUAUGAUAAGGAGAGCUGUAGAAAAAGUGGAAAGAUAAAAGUGAGAGAGGCUGAACCACCCCAUGUUUGAACGUUAUGUAUCAGAUUUGAACUGAAACAGUAUUAUAUUGAUUUAUAGUAUAAAUAUAUAUUCAGGGGUAAUAUCAGCCUUUCAUGGUUUAUAUUGUGACAUUCUCUCUCUCUCUCUCUCUCACACACACUCACACACACACGAGAGAGAGAGAGAGAGAGAGAGAGAGAGAGAGAGAGAGAGAAAAUUGAAUGCAAAAGGUAAACCAAGCUAUGUUCUCAAGCACAUAACUCAUUACCUGACCAUUGUUGGAAAAAUAUUUGUCAUCACCAUCAUCAAGGCUGCCCAGCUCUUUUCUGGGAAUACAUGUUUAGCCAUCCAUUGUUUACCCAAUGACUCAUCCAUGAAAUAAGGAUCUGUUUGCUUCCAAUAUUUCAUAUUAUGGUCCUCACUUUACACAACUCUUUCUUUUCAAAGCCAUUCACAUCAUUGCACAUUUGAUCAACAUAGAGCGAUACCAUCUUAGCCAGUCAAAACAAGCAGGAGAGUUAAGCAGUAAACUGUCAGGCAUUGGCAAGAGCCCUAAUGAGUCCUACUUGAACCCAAUCAGGAACUAUGACAUGGUAAGUUGGCAUUUUGGGGAUUGGCUGGUGUUUGUCAUUGGACUGUUUCCCCUGCCUUGAAAAUGUGUGCGCGCUCUCUCUCUCUCUCUCUCACACACACACACCAGAAACAAUAGAAGCAAAAAGUCUUCAAAUGUUUAGUGUCUUCAAAUGUUUGCACAAGCACACUUUAUUUUGAAAGAAGAACGUGGCACCAUGUGUAUAACUCAUUAUUGCCUAACAUCUGCCUUUCAGAAAGUUACAGCUAGAUUAAUCUGCAUGGGUUUCAUUCUUACCUUUCUGUUUCAUUGAAUCUUGCUCUAUUUCAUUCCCUCAGAAGGACUCCAGUGUAGCAAAACAGCUACCUCUUAGAUCAUAUCAUUUCCUGUAAUCCUUUCACAGAAGCAAACAAAUUGCAGCUAAUAUUAUUUAUACCACUUUCCAGCACAAACCUAAGUUUUAAUAAUCAGUGCCAAUAGGUUGCAUCCAGUGCUAGUUCUAUCCAUUGAAAAUAACAGACAUAACUAACUUAGGCCCAUUAAUUUCAGUCGGUCUACUCUGAGUAAUACUUAGAAACAACCCAGUAUGUCUGAUUAAAAUGCCCCAAAUCUUUCAUGUGUUUAUUUUUAUGCUGAAGCUACAACAUUUAUUCAUUUGUCCUAUAAAACCACUUUAUUAUUUUUCUCCCCCCCCCCCACCAAAAAAAAGAAUGCAAUAACUGAAAUACUAACAACCACUGCUGGAAUGACAGGUCUCCUGAUCACUGUGUCAUUAAUUCUGAUCAUGACUUCAUCUACAGAGAUCAUCACAAGGUCCUUCUAUGAGGUGUUCUGGUAUACUCAUCACCUGUUUGUUGUUUUCUUCAUUGGUUUAGUUAUCCAUGGGAUGGGGUGAGUAUCAGUAUACAUCAAUAUGACUCAAUGUCAUCAUCAUCAGAAGUCAUCAUUUGUGUGUUGCUUUCCUACCAGAUUGUGCCCAAAGUCACAUCACCCAUAUUAUAAAUUUAUGCAAGAUGGAGAGUGGACUUCUUUGAGGGCAGCAUAGAAACAGUCUGAGAGGCCAACACUCCUGCUUCCUGCUGUAACCUACCCACAAAUUUCCCCAGCCUGCCACCAUCAGGAAUGGCUGAUACAGUGGGGUGGUACCACACUGCCAGCCCAGAAUGAGGCAGGGCAAGAGUGAAGCUGAGGCUGCCUGGUUCGCUGGGGGGAGCACUGGACUGGCUGCGCUAGCGUGCCUGAACAGCCCUGACCUCAUUGCUGCCCAGCUUUACCCUGGCACAUUGUCCAUAUAAGAAGAAGAGUUUGGAUUUGAUAUCCCACUUUAUCACUACCCGAAGGAGUCUCAAAGUGGCUAACAUUCUCCUUUCCCUUCCUCCCCCACAACAAACACUCUGUGAGGUGAGUGGGGCUGAGAGACUUCAGAGAAGUGUGACUGGCCCAAGGUCACCCAGCAGCUGCAUGUGGAGGAGCAGAGAUGCGAACCCGGUUCCCCAGAUUACGAGACUACCGCUCUUAACCACUACACCACACUGGCAGCAAAGAUGCCACUGUUGGCCCUGCCCCAUUGUGAUGGACACUGCUGACCACCACUGUGUUAUUCCAUGUGUGCUAAAAGAAAGGCUCAUGAGAUUUUUAAUUCACAGAGGGACUUUUUGAUGGUAAUGCAAGUGAAAAGGGAAUGUCGAAGACCAUUUUUUAUUCAGCUCUAGCUUUAUAACGCUUUUCUUUUUCUGUUUAGUCAGCUCAUCCGUGGCCAGACCCCUCAGAGUUUGUUGCUGCACAAUGUCACUUACUGCAAAGAUCAUUAUUCGGAGUGGGAAACAUCAGGUCAAUGUCCUUUGCCACAGUUCUCUGGCAAUGACCCUGUGGUAAGAAUGACUCUUGCUUCUUCCCUCAUUCUAGGCCCUUUCAGAUGUGUUGCUGUUCAGAUUUUUUAAAAAGUGUUAUUGUUACUUUGCUGUUUCUUAGAGAGUGAUUGCACUUCUUCCACUCCACUCCAAGGAGGGAAUUGUUCAGAAUCUGAGUUUUCUAAACUUGUGUCUCUAGCUGUUUUUGGACUACAACUCCCAUCAUCCCUAGCUAGCAGGGCCAGUUGUCAGGGAUGAUGGGAACUGUAGUCCAAAAGGAGCUGGAGAUCUAAGUUUGGGAAAACCUGGUUCAGAUUGAGAUAUGUUCUGUGCCUUAUGCUCCCUCAUUCCACCAAGCAGUAAAUGUUGGAGUUAUGAGCAUGUGCCAAAAUUAUUGAUACCCCUUUCAGUGUUUGUUGUUGUUGUUGUUGUUGUUUUGCAUAUAACAUGUGAUAUGAUAUAAUUCCGGCCCCCUUGGGAGAUUAGGAGAAUAGACAGCAGGAAUUACAGUGGUACCUCAGGUUAAGAACUUAAUUUGUUCUGGAGGUCCGUUCUUAACCUGAAACUGUUCUUAACCUGAAAGCACCACUUUAGCUAAUGGGACCUCCCGCUGCCGCUGCGCCGCUGGAGCACGAUUUCUGUUCUCAUCCUGAAGCAAAGUUCUUAAACCGAGGUACUAUUUCUGGGUUAGCAGAGUCUGUAACCUGAAGCGUCUGUAACCUGAAGCGUCUGUAACCCGAUGUACCACUGUACUUGGUUUACUGAGUCAGUCUAAGCUGUCCAUCGUUUUAGAGACUGCAUUGACAGGCCUCCUGUCAGAAAAAGUAGGGAAAUGCCAUGAAACAAAAAUUGCUCAAACUACCACCACCUUGCCACAUAUAAAAGUGAGAAACUGCACAAAGCACCUUCCACACAAUGAAAAUAUUGUGGAAUUAUUUAAGAUAUUUCAGAAUAAGUCAUCUAUAGGGCUUCACAAAACACAUCUGGAAGAGCCCGAAGAGUGUUGCUCUGUUUACAAGGUUGUAGAAAAACAAGAGUGCCUCCUGUAUAAAAUGAAUCGCAGUGGCACCUGUUUAAAAAUCCCAAUUAAUUUGCUUGACCGUCUUUGCCAAUAAUGCCUUCCAAGCUGUUAGAUGAUUUCAUUAUGUGUCAUAUUGUGCCUAUAAUUCUCUGAUUAGAAUAAGGUUGCCAGUCUGACCACCCAGUGCAAAGAACAAUAUUUUAUGUCAAGGCAUUUUUAAAAAAAAAAAACAAAAUGAGAAAACAAAAGUAAGCUGUCUGAGAGUUUGAAAUCUUGUUCAAAAACAAACCCUCCAAAGACUGCAAAUCCACAGGGGGUAAUUAAGUAACCAUCAUGUGCAUGCUUGUCACAUGCUUGAGUGACAAAAAUCUAACAUUUAUUAAGAUAUUUUUAGGCUACUAUUCACAAAAGAUUAGGAUUGGGCAGAAAGAAAGCAGGAAUAAAAUUACUAUGUUAAAAUACAAUGGGGGAAAAAUACAUCAAUAACUUAGAAGGAUUGUAAUGACUGACCUAGAUUGGUUCCCACAUAAAACUAUUAUUUGCUACUACCCUGCAUGCAUAUUAAUGUAUCUCAAAAAAACUUAGUGUCUCCAUAGAAAUAAAUACUGUGAAUAAAGACAGCCAUUGUCUUGCAAUACCGUGCACUGAAACUAAUGAGCAUAACAUCAGUGAGGCAUGUCUCCUUCCCUGCACACCCAAAGGAAUGUACUCAAGAUUGGGGAAGUGCUGUGACAGUGGUAGGGCACCUGCUCUACAUGGUUAAAGUCCCAGGGGUAACCUCCAGCAUCUCCAGGUAUGACUGGGAGAGACCCCUGCUUGGAAUUAUGGAGAGCUGCUUAGUCACUGUAGACAGCACUGGGCUAGAGGGACCAAUGCUCCGACUCAGCAUAAAGCAGCUUUCUGUGUUGUAGAUAGAUUAAUAGAUCGACAGAUCUCCCUAGUUUCAUAGCUGAUGCUUCAUUGUGCUUUCAGUGGUGGCUGAGGCCCAUUGGGACCAAUAGGGUGGAACUCAAGGUGACCAAGGGUAGGUGGAGCCAGAGCAAAUGACUUGCAAUGCUGACUAAUUCUACUUUUGUGAGCAUCCUCCUCUGAGUUCUGCAACACUGAGUCUAAGGAGGAGGAAGCUGACAGCCAGUGCUCUGGACUGAUAGUAAGUAAGAAGAUAGGCAGGUUGAGGGCAGACUGAGCUGGAGGACCAGUCUCUGUUGCAUGGUUUUGAAUGCUGAUAGAUCUUUAAUCUCAAAGUCAUACCAGAUUAAGAUGAUUUGGUCUAAGAAACAGAUGACAAACACAUUGAAGUUGGGAAAACACAAUGUUGGCACAUACCACUUAGUUUUACAGAUCAUUCACUGCUUCCUGGAAGAUUUCCUCUGAGUGGAACUCAAUAGAUAUUAGGAUGUCCAAGAAGGAAGCUUUCCUUACCACAUUCCCAAUGUAGACAUUCACAAAGAAGUCUUUGUGAACGUUAAAUGAGCAAUGAAUGUUACAGCCAUCUAUCUUACUCCUUAAGGAGUUUCAAGAUUUGUUUCCUGUGCCAUGGCAGCACUGGGUAAGGAUGUCUGGUUGACUGUCACCAGGUCAUUGUUUUAAAAAAACAAAACCCAACUCUUCUGAUUUACAACGCCACCACUAAGCCAUCCACAAGCAAACUCUGGGAGAAUAUCUCCUGGAGGAUUUUGAUAUUCAACUUUAUUAAUCUCUCUGAGCACAUGAGAGUAACGGGUCAACACUGAUCAAAUCACACAAAGGUGUAAAUCAAAGCCUAUAUGAACAGUAUUGCUUAAACAGUAUCACUUAAAGCCGUCCAGAGUGGCUGGGGAAAUAAUAAUAAUAAUAAUAAUAAUAAUAAUAAUAAUAAUAAUAAUAAUACAGUAGUAUUGAAAUGGAAAUGCCUGUUUCCAGGACAGUGAAAAGGCCAACAACAUUAGGUCUAAAGUGGGUCUCAAAAGUGUCACAAAUGGAGAAUUCAGCAAGCUUGCCAAGGAAUGAAGUCAAUCAUCUCUUUAAAUAAUUCAUAUGUUAUUUAAACUGUUAUUGGUUGUUUAGAACAUAUAUAAAAGAAACACACUUCAUAGAUUUGACCAGGUUCACCUCCAAGUGAUGGUGAUCUACCUUUAGAGUACUAAAGCCUGUAUCCUCAGCUUCCAUCAUCAGCCUGUCCAAUAUCAUUUAAUGUCAGGACUAAUGUAUUUGUCACCUUGGCACAAGGCAAGUGUCCUGAAUACAAGGAAAGAAGCUUUGGUCACUCAACAAGUCAUCAAAGACUAUUCAUUUCCAACAAAAAGAACACUUUAAAGAUAGCACUUUCUACAGCUGCUUGCGAAAGGAUCAAAGGAGCAUAUUUGAAAGCCUUGGCUGAAUUCUCAGGGAGGAUAUCAAAUAGUUUAAAAAUUCCUCAGCAGGGUUUUUCUGUCUGUGCAAUACAAACAGAAAGAAGAAAGACGCUUGAUUUUCCCUUUUCUGUAGCUAGUAAUUAGGCCAAUGAUUUACUUUUCAUCGGUGACUUGCACCACUGCAGUUUCUUAAGCCAGAGCAAUAUUUUACCUCCAGUACUUCUGCUGAGAUGAGUUAUAGCCUGAGCAGCAACCCUAUUAUGCUGAAGAAUCUCGAUGCAAUGGAGUGACUUUGAUCUUGUGGUGCCACCUUAGACUCCCUAGUGCAAGCAUUAAGCUUGUGGCACUCAGAUAAUCUUACCUCAUAUAUGCCCAUUUGACCACUCUGAACUGCAGAACUGGCACUCCUACAGGCAUCACAUAAUACUUGUUUUGCACUUGUAAGAAAUCAAUAAUUUAGUAUGGCUUCACCCACAAUUUGGAACUCCCUGUCUCUUGAUAUCAAGCAGGUAACUUUGCUGUACACUUUUUGAUGCCUGCUAAAAAACACUUUAGGCAAACCUAGCCAGACAUGUAGAAGUUGACAUGUGUUUUAAUCUGUUUUUAGUUUAACUGUUGGUUUUAAUUAUAUUUUGGAUUGCUUAAAAUACUUUAUCUUUUUAACUUUAUCUUUUAUUUAAAGAUAGUAUUUUUAUUUAAAAUAGUUUAUCUUUUUUAACUUUAUCUUUUAUUGACAAUGUGGUUAUUUGGAUUUGUUUUUUCUAAACCACCUAGCUGUUCUAUUUGUAAUCAAGUGGUAUAUAAAUUUCAUUAUAUAAAAUAAAAAUAAAGCUAAUGUUCCAGAGGGUAGCCGAGUUAGGCUGUCACAGGAAAAUCAGUGAAGAGUCUUGUGGCAUCUUAAAGACCCACAAGUUUCAUAUGGCCCAAUAUUAUGGAUUAGAGUCCUUUUAAGCUUAGCCCAUUAUAAAUUUGUUAGUCUCAAAGACUGCAACUAAAAAGGCAAUUCAUUCAAGACAAGAGGGCAAUGCUAUAGUAUGCAUCACCAUGCAAUGAGGCUAGAGAGAGUUGUGGGCCAUAAAUGACCUUUUUGCAUCUUUAACUUCCUGUCCUCAAGUAUGACUGCUAAGUUGCAAAGUCAGUAGCAGUUCUGGCUCCUUCCUGGGAACAUCCAAUACCCCAGAUCAGAUUUAGGAGCACAGCUGAUAAAAAUGUCCAGGCCAGGAGGACAGGGCAGCUCCCACCACACAGUUCUUCCCCCAGUCAAGUCACUUCAGACGGCUUUGUGCUGGUUGAAAAAAGCAUAUCAUUCCAUAAACUGGGACACUAUCGAUUUGUAAGUGACCCCCACCCCCAAACCAUGGCCCUUGAUGUUUGAGGGACCCAUUGGAAUGGGGUGGAAUAAGACAAAUGAGACUUGAGUAGGUCAGGGGGAAAUGACUGAAAAUCAGGUGCCUCUUUCUGCUAGCGAAAACAUCCCCUGUGGAUACAACCAAGUGUAUUUUUUUGCCUCAAUGUCAUCAGUGUCAAAUUUUAACAGAAAUUAUUGCAACCAGUUCUGUGAUGGUACCAUACUCUGGAAAACUGGGGAGGAGGGUAAUGAAAAAUGUGGAAAACCUGCAGUGUCAAAUGGUUCAAGAAUUUUAUAGACAACUAUUCUGCAUCACUUUGGUUGGUUCUGAUAACAAUACGUAUUGCCCAAUUGUGGGCUUUAGAAUGAUUAUUUUAAUUAUUAUGAAUUGGAACUAGCGUCUUUCCAUUCAUUUGCACCCAGUGCAUUGCUGAUGUGGGAAUAUAAAUCAGCUCCUUUAAUAAUGAGAGUUUUUAAAAAAUGUGAUGGUAAUGUGUGAAUUUGCUGAAUUAAAAGAACAAAUAUUAAACAAUAGUAUUUGCAAACAGCUACAUGAUCUAGUUUUAUUCAGCACUGGAUACAGACUAGGGCAACUGCCCCGUGUUUCUCCCUAUUGCAUACUGUUAUUCUUGGUUUUAUUAAUAUAUAAAGUAUUAAUUAAAGAGAAACUUAAAUCUAAGUACUUUGGUAUAAUUGAGUUGCAAAGUCAAUAAAUGAAAGCACAUCCAUUUUGCAUAUCCUCUGCUGACUAAAAUAAGCCAUUGUAAGCUGUUUUUCCGAUACUAAAACUAAAGCGGGAGAAUGAAUGCUUGCAUGUCUAAAAAAAUCCUGCAUCUUCCAUUAUAUCUAAUUAUCUAAAGCUGUUGUAGCUCAAGCUGAACAGAAUGACCAGUUAAUAUAUAUGGUCAGCUAAGUACAUUUGAUCAAUAGGAUGAUCAGUAUAUAUGACCAUGAAGUGCAAUUAUCAGCUAUAAUAUCUUGAGGUCUAAGCAACUUGAUGUCAUAGAUCUGCUAAGUGUAAUUAUUGACAAUAAAACAGCCCAAUCAAUUUAAUAAAAAUAGGUCAUUUCAGCAUAACUGAACUUUUUGGGUCAAUUUCUGGCCAAUGCAUCAUACUAGAAAACUUUGCUAAUUGUACAGCAGAAUCAGGGAGUGGAAAUUGGUUCUCUCUUCUUAAAGGUUCAAGAAUCCAAUCUAGAGAGCCUGUGUCAGAAAAAGAGAAGCGACAAUUUCACAGAGCAUGCAUUUAUGCACUCUGAGCCAAACAGGAUCCAUGCCCUGAAUAGCUGAGGGUGGCUUGCAUCAGCAACCAUCAUGCUUAGGCAGGUGCAAGAAGCCCUAUGCCCUGGCAGAGCCCACCACUGACACCAUGGACCCUCUACAGCCCACCCCCUCCUUGAUUUCCAAAAGCUUGGAAAGGCCUCCCAUUGUUUUUUCUAGUUCAGGACUCUGAACAAUGAACAGGUAGGGAAUUCCAUUUCUCACCGUUUCCCUACUGUAGUCCAGGCAUUACUUACUUUAAUAUUGCAUUAUUGUAAGAUAAAGGUAAAGGACCCCUGGAUGGUUAAGUUCAGUCAAAGGCAACUAUGGGGUUGUGGUGCUCAUCUCGCUUUUAGGCCGAGGGUGCUGGUGUUUGUCCACAGACAGCUUUCCGGCUCAUGUGGCCAGCAGGACUAAACCACUUCUGGCACAACGGAACACCGUGAUGAAAACCAGAGUGCACGGAAACACUGUUUACCUUCCCGUCGCAGUGGUACCUAUUUAUCUACUUGCACUGGUGUGCUUUCAAACUGCUAGGUUGGCAGGAGCUGGGACAGAGCAACGGGAGCUCACUCCAUCGUGGGGAUUCGAACUGUUGACCUUCUGGUUGGCAAGCCCAAGAGGCUCAGUGGUUUAGACCACAGCUCCACCUUAUUGCAUUAUUGUAACACAUUCUAAGUAGGGCUUUCUUUGCACUUUCCUUGGAAACCUAGUUAGUUAAGGAAGAUGCAGCACAAUUACUGACAGGAGUGACACCCUGUCAGCAUAUUACACACCCUGCUCAGAGAGCUGCACUGGCUUCUGUUUCAUUAGUGGGCUAAAUUCAAGUUAUUACUAUUAGUAUUUAAAGCCCUUAACAGCUCAUGGGCCAUAAGUUUCCAGCCCCUGUUGAAAAGAUGGAAACCUGCAUUCUCGUCUCCGUCAGUCGGGCGGUGGAGUGUUUGGCAAGCACUCCUCCUCUUUGCUUAGGAAUUUUGGGUAUAUUGCCCACCUUAGCAUCCUCUUUGAAGGCAAGGUGGAGAUGGACUGAAAUAACAUAGUGCCUGCAGUGGUUUCCAUCAGAAAUUUAAAGCUUAUAUAUGCAUUAAAACUUCUCUUUAUAUGAUCCUCAACAGGCUUGGAAGUGGGUCUUAUGCCCUGUGAUAUUGUACAUCUGUGAAAGAAUUAUUAGGCUCUGGAGGUUUCAGCAAGAGGUGGUCAUUACAAAGGUGUGUAUGUCGUAUCAGCUUUAUUAUCUGUAUUAAAAUAAAAAUGUAUGGUUAUAUUGCUUCAUCAGUAGAAAGUUCUGUAUUCAAUAUUUUGUUGGUGUAUUGCACAUUCUACUCGUGGGUUCAUUUUCAUUACCAUAUACAUGAGCAUUUCAAUAUUGCCUUACUUUCAUAAUACUGUUAAGAAAAAAGUUUUCCUGCAACGGCAAGUCGGAAAUUGAACUGCAAGGUAUGCAACAUCAUCACCGUGUGAAAAAUAUGGAGGCGCUGUGGCCAGCAAAAAGUCAUGCAACCAGGUGCAAAUGGUAGCUAAUAUUUGCCCAUUGAAAAUCAGCUGAGUCACAUCUAUUUUUACAUUCCUUGUUGAUGCACAGGACUAUUUUGGGGUUGCCAUUCAGUGGUAGAGCCUCUGCUUUGCAUGCAGGUUCAAUCCCCAACAUCUCUAGGUUGGGCUGUGUGAGUUCCAUGAGUUCCUUGACUGAAACCCUGGAAAGAGCCACUCCUGGUCAGUGUACACAAUACUGAACUAGAUGGACUUGGUAGAAGAAAGCUCCUUAGGUUCAUAGAUAUAUUGUGUGCUGAUUGUCAUUUGACUGUGGCUUAGGUGGUGUCUCAUUCCUCUGGAGUUCUGGAGCUUCAUAUGAAAAAACGUGGCUUUAAGAUGGAGGCUGGUCAGUAUAUCUUUCUCCAGUGCCCCGCUAUCUCACAGAUGGAAUGGCACCCAUUCACUCUCACUUCAGCCCCAGAAGAUGACUUUUUCAGUGUACACAUAAGGUCAGUCGGGGAUUGGACAGAAGCCCUUUUCAGCGCCUUUGGAGCAGAGGAGAAAACCUUUAAGGAGCCCUGGAAGCUGCCAAGGUUUGAUAACUAACUGCAGUGUUACAUACUUGUCAUUUUGUUUUGAUUAACUAACAAUUUGUGAAGGGGUUUUCCCCCCUCCUCAUAUCGAAGCAGAGUAUAAAUUAUAAUUAUAGAUGUAGUAAAACACAGCAUUCUCGAAGUCUCACUGGCAGGAGGAAAAAAACCCCAUAUAUUAAUGUUUUCCUUCAGGAGGACUGCUUAAAUCAUGCUACUUGGAAAAGAUAUUGAAUAUUAUUUGAUAUGCCCAUGAUCCAGCCAACACUAAGCACUUUGACAUUCCAUGGUUUUCAGUAGGAAAGCUAAGCAACUGUUUAAGUCUGCAACUGUAAGGUUCAUAAAGUGCUUCACUUAUAGGGGAAGGGACAGGUUUCGGGGGAGAGCAGGGGGCUUAAUGAAAUCCACAGAUCCUACCUCCCAAUUUUAGCAAAAUCAUGUCCCUCCAUAGUUUUCUAAAAAACAGUAUCACAAAGGCAAUGCCUUCUUCCCCUGUAAUUCAAGUACCGGGAGUAAGUCCAUUGAACUCCAUAGCAUUUACUUCUGAGUAAAUAUGUAUGCUUACCACUAUGCUGAAUGGGAAGGGAGAGGAUAGAUAUUUUAACUAAAAAUCAGAAAUGUUUGUUUUUGCUGCAAUGCCUAUAAAUAACCAAAGGAUAAAAGAGAUAAAAAUAAAUUACCCCCGGAUUGGAAGUAAAACUUUUUGAAUCUACUCUGGCUCUAUAGCCAGUUCUUAUUUGCUUGUUAGCAUACUUGCUAUUUUUUUUCCAGCUUUGCCAUAAACUUUCUUCAUCCUUCCUAAUCAUUAUAAAAUAGUACCAGCAACUUAACAGGGUAUCUGGGACAAGGCCAUCUUUGCAGCGGGUGCUGGAUGCUGGCAUUUUGUUCUCAGGAAGCUAUUCUCAAAUCUAUGUUCUUCCCGUCUGCUUGCAGCUUCCUAAAAGUUGGCACAUGUCAUGCGACCUGACGCGAUAUCACGAUUCAUAAAACCCCCACCAGUCAGGGAUACCUUCUGAACUGAGGUGCAGUCUAGAGAAAGUUAAAAGUGCCUAGGGACCCCUGAUAGGAAAUGACCAGGUUCCAGUGUAGGAAAGGGACUGGAACUCAGAGAACAAGGUUUGCAAGGAGGCCUUGGACAUCUCUUGUUACAGGUACCAGGUAAAGGGUGGAGGCAAAGAUGACCUCCGCCUGAGAUCCUAAAGAGCUUCUGCCAGUCAGAUUGAAUCGGGGUGGGGAUCCUUCUUCAGGCCUCCUUCCCUCAUGGACAGCCUCCUGAGUAGGGUGGAAGGACCAGCCAGUUUUGGUUCUCUCGAUUUCUCAUUUUUCCAAUCAUUUUAAGAACAAAAAACCACAGACAUCUUUACUGAAAGUUAGAAAUGGUUUCUCUUUUUCGUUUUCUCUCUUUUAUUUAUGUCUCACCCUGUUUAGUGGACAUAUAAUUAUGUAUUUCUCCAUGUUCCAAUCUUAAAUUCAGCUCUCUGCAUUUCUGCAGCAACCUGCAGAAAACCCCUUAGCAUUUUAGCAUGAAUAUCUCCUAAUAAACACAUUUUUCCAUGCAGUUUUGACUCAUGGACCCAUUCUUGCAAACAAUCCCCACCUAAUAUAAUGCAUUUUUGUAUGUUAUUUUCAUAGAUAUCUUCAUUUUUAUGCAGACUUUUCCCUAAUAUAUGCAUUGAUGGGUUGGAGAACUGCAAAAUUUGGAUAAGUGAGAAUUCCAAAGGCCAGCUGGCUGUUUGCAUUUUGUUUCUGAAAGUGUGAGGCUGAUAGAUUUGGCUUCAAACACAUAAUGAACCAAAUUCCCCUGCCAUCCCUGUUCCUGGGGGCCACAUGCAUGUAGUGGGUGGGGUCAGAGCAAAUGUAGAUGGGAGCAACAGGUAUGACUCUUACCCUUGUACAGUAAACAUCAGAGGUUUUGACAUAGUGUCGCAUUCCCCUCCCCACACCCAAAUCUUUCUGUCAUCCUUUCAGGCUAGCGAGAGGCCUAAUUAUAGUUCAGGGAAGCAUUUCAACCAGGCAAAAAGCUCUUGUAAAAGGUAAAGGGACCCCUGACCAUUAGGUCCAGUCGUGACCGACUCUGGGGUUGCGGCGCUUAUCUCGCUUUAUUGGCCGAGGGAGCCGGUGUACAGCUUCCGGGCCAUGUGGCCAGCAAGACUAAGCCACUUCUGGCGAACCAGAGCAGCGCACGGAAACACCGUUUACCUUCCCGCCGGAGCAGUACCUAUUUAUCUACUUGCAUUUUGACGUGCUUACAAACUGCUAGGUUGGCAGGAGCAGGGACCGAGCAACAGGAGCUCACCCCGUCGCGGGGAUUCAAACCGCCGACCUUCUGAUCGGCAAGUCCUAGGCUCGGUGGUUUAACCCACAGCGCCACCCGCAUCCCUUUAAAAAGCUCUUGAGGAGGGCACAAAACAGGGCCAUUGGGGCUGUAGCCUGAGACUAGAGCUGGCUUCCUCAACCUUGGCCCUCCCCUCCAGAUGUUUUGAGACUACAAUUCCCAUCAUCCCUGACCACUGGUCCUGCUAGCUAGGGAUCAUGGGAGUUGUAGGCCAAAAACAUCUGGAGGGCCGAGGUUGAGGAAGCCUGGACUAGAGUGUGUGUGGAUUGGGAAGGAAUUAAGUUUAGGAAGAGGGCCUGGAAAAUGGCAAGGCCUGCUGUUCUCCAGCCUUGGAUUAGACAAUGCUGGGCUAGCUGAGCAAAUAGUCUAAGAUAGUAUAAAGCAGCUUCCUGUGUAUGAUUAACUAUCCUUAACUUCUUUUUUUUAACCAGAUUGCCCCUGAGAGGAUUAAAAUAUAAACCCUAUAUAUUAAAUCCAAAUUCUGAAUUUUAAGUCUUCUGAGUUUAUGUCACUAAACCACUUUUUAUCCAAUGAAUCAGGGAUUAGGUCUUCAAAAUAUCCUCAAAGUAGAAUGUUAGAUGAUUUUAAGCAUGGCAUUUAAGAAAGAACAAUGGACAGUCGGGCACCAGUCAUGUGCAUUCAAGAGCAAGUGGCUUCGUAGGAAAAAGACUUAUCUAGCCAGGAGGACUGAGAAGCAGUGUAAGAGAAGAAGGAAUCUCCAUUCCUGAAUUGGUGGCAAGCUCGUUUUGCUCUGAAUGCUGCUUUUAAUGCAGACAUUUUCAUAUAUUUAUGAAUUACAUGCUAAUAUAUCUAAUUCUGUCCCCACCCUCACAUUUUUCAUUCCUUCACCGCAUAGCAUAGCAAGAAGUUUUCAAACUGAUUAAAAACAUUCCAAAAUUAAAUCAGUUCCUCUGUGCCUUGAUUUGCACACUAUGGAAAAUAAGACUUUUAAAGCAGGAUGCUUUUUUUCUUAAAUCAUAAUUAAAUAUGCAAAUACUCUCACUAAAUUUGGCCAUGCAAUUAAGUCACUAAUCAGAUUGCCGGAAUCCUUAAAAUUGCAAUUGCAUGCUUAAAUAAAAUGGCCAGAGCCCUUAUGCACACAGCCCUCCUGCUCUCUUCUGCUAAAUAGUUUAUUUGAUAGCAAAGCAGCACCCAUGGAAAACUGUGCCCUUCUUCUUGUAACAAAUAUAACCAAGUCAUCAUUUUGGAACGAUUCUAUUUUGUCCUUUAACAUAUUUUAUUUAUGUAUUUACUAAAAAUUAUAUCCCACCAUUCUUCCAUUUACCCAUGACAGUUAGUAAUCCGUAUAUUAAAAUAGCAGGUACAGUGGCACCUUGGUUCUCAAAUUUAAUCCAUUCCAGAAGUCUGUUCCAAAACCAAAGUGUUCCAAAACCAAGGCACGUUUUCCCAUAGAAAGUAAUGCAAAAUGGACUAAUUUUUUCCAGACUUUUAAAAACAACCCCUAAAACAGCAAUAUAACAUGAAUUUUGCUAUCUAACGAGACUAUUGAUCCACAAAAUGAAAGCAAUAAUCAAUGUACUGUACUAUAAAAUAAAUAAGACAGUAUUGUAGAUGAUAAAAAUUAAAAUUAACUUUUUUUUCUUACCUGCACUGAUGAUAGUCAUUGUUUAGAUAGGGUUUUUUUUAUUCAUUUCCACAGUCACACAAUCAAUUAAUCAGUAGCUGAACUGGGUUCCACACAGUCACAAAAACAAAUUAACCAAAAAACCUCAAAAACAAAACCACAAAAUAAAUAGCAAAAACAAAAGUGCCCAACUUAAUCCGUUCCAGAAGUCUGUUAGACUUCCGAAAUAUUCAAAAAGCAAGACGCAGCUUCUGAUUGGUGCAGGUGACCAGGAAACAAUAGCCGACAAUCGCAUCAGAUGUUCAGCUUCCGAAAAACAUUCAGAAACUGGAACACUUACUUCGGUUUUUCGGCAUUUGAGAACCAAGGCGUUUGAGUACCAAGGUGUUUGAGAACCAAGGUACCACUGUAUUAGAAAAAUAAAAUCAACAUAAACUUAAACCAACAAAAAGAAAACUCUGAACAGUGGCAGACUUCUAAUUUUAGCUGAGUGUUUCUUGUUACAGACUAGCUGUGGAUGGGCCCUUUGGAGCAGCAGCAACAGAUGCGUUUCAGUAUCAAAUUAGUGUCUGCAUUGCAGCAGGAAUAGGAGCCACUCCUUUUGCUUCCAUUCUGAAAUCGAUUUGGUAUAAGUGCUGUAAUCUAAGCACAGGACUGAGACUGGAAAAGGUAAUCAGUAUUGUGGUUACAUAUUUCAUUUGCAAAUAUGCUUUGCAUCCCUUGCUCAUUUGGGGGAUCAUUUCAGUAAAUAACCAUCAUGGUUGUACUAGCCACUUGCCUUCCAGCUAAUGUCCCAAUUCUAUUAACUUGUGGCAUUCUGUGUAAGGGAGGAAAAGCUGCCUGGCUUUUUCCUAGGCAAAUCCUAUCUGUAGCUGCUUAUUCUUACCUUUGUUCAACACUUAGCUAAAUGGCCCAUAGUAAAUGGCUAUGGGAGAAGCCAUGACUGUGGUGUGAUGCUGCUUUAAAUGUAUAGCGCAGAUGGGGCCUUGAACUCUGCAUAAAUACAUUAAUAUGAUUCUAGAUAUUCUAGAAGUCUAGACUAUAUUUCACCCAAUAGAACAUAUGUAUUGAUUAUGACUUGAACUUCAUAGCCUAGUAAAAAAAAAAAAAAAAGGUAAACAGACUUCAUUUUGUGGGGACCCUGUUGCAUUAUCUUCCUUCUCUGAUGUACACUAUAUUGGUCAGUUUGGUGAUAUAACCCAUAUCCUAUUUUCAUGCUAACCAUUCCCCCACUGGGGUGGGAAUUAGCUUUAUUUGAUUCCUGAAAUAUGGUUGUAUGGCCUGCAUUUAGUAAUAUCUAGUGGCUGGAUUGUUGUUGUUUAACUGUGUCAGUUGGUAUUCAUGAUGCCAAAGUGCUGGUGCCCCGCUAGUGAUAGGGGUUGAGGUGAAUUAUUAAUUCAUUUCCAUUCCUCCCCACUUUUUUCCAGUUCUGCAUGUGUUCCACAAACAAGGUACCGGUAAUGCGUUGAGGGGAGGUGUCUGGCCCUUGUAAAAAUGCUGUGAGGUGUGUCACUGAAACUCCCAUUUUACUGACAGAAAACUGAUAGUAAUUGUACAUGAACUCAUUAUGAAAAUUAAGUCUAAAAAGAGGUGCAAUGUAGCAGCUAAGUGUGUGAGAUGUAGUCCAGGAAGCUCCUAGUUUAAAUGUUACUUCAGAUGUGACUCAUUAGGUGGACUUAGUUAAGCCACUCUUCUCAGCCAUCUGCAAUAUGGAUAAAAAUAAAGAUCUACCUCAGUGGGUUGUUGUAAGAAUUACUGAGGUAAAGGAUGUGAAGUGCUUUGAACACUUAAGAAGUGCUAUAGAAAUGUUGGUUAUUAUUCUUAUAUUGAUUGCCAAAACUUGCCAAAUUUUUAUAUUAGUUGCCAGAGCAUCCUGGCUUGUCAGAUAUUUGAACCAAAUCUCCCUGGUCCAAGUCCCUCGUGCUGUCAUAUUACUGGAAACAGUUUAGAUGGAGCAUUAAGAAUGUCUACAUCUCAGUGCCUUAGAGGCAGUGGCUGUGAUUUUCAAAAAUCCGUUUAAACUGUAUAUGAAUGACUGCUGGAGUAUGUUUAAAAACUCUACAUCGUCAAUGCUGGAUAGAAAAUCAAGUAUAAAUUUACACCUGAGCACAGUAGCCAGCUAUAAGAUUAGCUACUUAUCUCCAAAUAAAUAAUUUAAGAGCCAUAUAGGACGCCCGAUGAAAGCUUGCACUUUGUUGAAUUGUUUUACUUUCCCUUGACAGGUUUAUUUCUAUUGGAUUUGCCGAGAUCCAUCUGCCUUUGAGUGGUUUGCUGAUCUCCUGUGCUUGCUGGAAGCACAAAUGGCUGAGAAAGGGAAAGCCCAUUUUCUAAGCUAUCACAUAUUUCUUACUGGCUGGGAUGAAAGUCAGGUAUAAAUGAAAUCUUAUGGGACUGAGUUACUGAAUCUUACUUUUCCAGGACUGCAGCCUAAGGAACAGUAAUCAAAUGAAUGCCUAAUCACAUAAAGCGUAGCUUCCUUAGAGUGAAUAGUUGUAACAUUUGUCUUUUGAAAGUAUUCAUUCCAACUAUAUUUACCACGGUAGUCCCAGGUACACCACUUGAUGCCAGGUUCUCUGCAGAUGCAGGAGCACCCAAGCCCUGGCAGAUUGGCAGCCAGAUCUGCAACUGCUCCCCAAGUCCUCUUCUCUUUAGUUCUUCUCUUGCUCUUUCCUCUCCCUCCUUGCAGCUUUCCUUUUCCCCUUGACUCUGCCUGCUCCCAACCCCUUAUGGCAGUGCCACCCUGUCCACUAAAUUUCUGUUUAUGGCACUUCACAAUUUCUCCCACAACUUGUACAUUCGUCUCUACUAACUAUUUUGGUUAACUGAAACAGGAAGGCACUGGGGACGGAUUUGGGGUUAUCUUCUACCUAUACAUAAUUUGGGGUUAUCUUUCAGGAGUUUGAUGACCAGGGCAAGUACUGUGCAGUCUGCUACACAAAUUGAUGCCACUGUGAUAAUAAAGAAAGGAAUGCAAGGUUGGAAGCAAGGGAUAAGGGGUAUGAAUAUGCAGCUGGGAGAUGGGGAAAGAGAAGAAGGAAGGGAGGCAUAGCUACAGAAUUCCAUUAUCUCUUGCUGACCUUGAGCAGAUGCUGCAUGAUGUAUGUAGCUUAGCUACCCAUGUGAAUCUGCUUGCUAAUGUGGAAAGUCUGCAUGCCAGCACCACAUGCCACUCAUGAGAUUGGGCAGGUCCACAAUGGAUGCCGAUUACAGAAACAUCCACAGAAUGUUAACAUUUAGAGCAACAAUACCACGGUCAUAACUAAUGAAGAUGUCUUAUGAACUGUAGGGUUGGGACCACAAGGGUCAUGUAUAGUCCAACUCCCUGCAAUGCAGGAAUCUUUUGCCCAAUGCGGGGAUCGAACCCAUGACCCAUGACCCUGAGAUUAAGAGUAUCAUGCUCUACUGACUGAGCUAUCCCAGGAGAAUAUGAACUUGGAAUAUAAAUCCCAUCAGCCCAGCCAACAUGGUCAGUGGUCAUUUGGAGGGCAUCCCUGAUCUAGACUUUUGAGUGCCUCUUUUAGUCUGUCCCUCCAUAUUUUAGGAUUAUAGCCUUUCCUUUUUUACUUGAAGGUGAUGUUAAACUUGCUGGUUCUCAAAUAAUUACCUUUUGAUUCUCAACAAUACAGGCUACUCAUAUUGCCUUACAUUAUGAUGAAAAGUUGGAUGUAAUUACUGGUUUGAAACAAAAGACCUUCUAUGGACGACCAAACUGGGACACAGAAUUCAAACAUAUAGCAGAAAAUCAUCCUAGGUAAGGCAAAUUAGCAAGUAAUGUCAUUAUACUGCAUUUCCCCCAGUGAGCUAGGUAGGGAAGAAAAAUUGUACCACUUUAUCAAUAACACUUUCAAUAAUAAUUUGAGCUGAGUUCUUAUGCUGAAAGCAUCUUUAUGUGUAAUAAAACUUUAGAUGAAGAAAUCUUGGAUAGACAAUGCCAAUAAAAUCUAAUUUUUGGACAGGAGAAUCUAAUAUUUGAAGUAUUAAAAUAUCUUGGCAUUUGUCCAGCUAUAAUUGAAAGACACAAUCCAAUUAUUGUUCAGCACAAAGGACAAAGUAACACUAAUUUCCCUUGAAAAUGGUUAUUAAAGAGAUAAACAGUGAGGCCUUUUUCUUACGAUGUCAAGGAUGUGUUUGUUCCCCAACAUAAUUGGCUGUGGAUGUAAAGACAAUGCUCUUAUGUUAUUAGUUCAUCUCAGCUUGAAAGGUCUAAGUUGAACUCCAGAGUUUUGCUAAGAAAAGCUUAGAAAAGGCUUAUUUGUUCCCAGUAGCCUCUGAAGCAGUCACUGCAGCUUAUUUUGUCUUCAUCACCCAGAAAAAGGACAUAAACAAAAAUAUUUUGUGGUUUCUUAACAGCAGUAGGGGUGUGGGAGAAAUUCAAUUCAGUUUGCAUUUAAAGGUGAAUCUAUGUAAUCUGAAACGGUGUGUAUACCAAAAUGCAGCCAUCAUUUGAAAUUUGCAUUUCUUCAAAUUUUGCAAUCUAGUUCUCCAAGUAAUUUAUACACUUUGCAUGAAUAUGCAUAUACUAAUGAAAGUAACAUGUGAAGAGUGCAUUAUCUUAGGGCAGAUUGCUUUGCAAAAAUGUGUAUAUUAGGCAGAAUUAUGUACAAGCAUGUGUAUACAAGCAAUACAGUAUUAGGAGAAAUUCACACUAAAACGCUGGUGAAUUUUCAUGAAAAUGUUUUCUUUAAUUACAAGCUGUUGUGGAAAUGUGGAGAAGUGAAUGUAAGACUGGAAGAACUAGAAAUUGAAAUUGAUAGACCCAUCAGUCCCUGUUUAGCAGUGCCCACUAUUUACCUGCCAGUUGACCAAUAAGAACGUCUUUUUAAAUGAGAAAAAAAAUGCAUGGCAAUCCUCUGUAUGAUUACUCAGCUAUAAGCACUACUGAGACAAGUGAACCUUACUUCCAAGUAAGGAUUCAAAUGGAAUCUAUCCAGUGGACUACCUAAUCCAGAGAUGCCUAACCAUUUACUUGAGAGGCCACAUGAAAUCAGCUGUGAUACACAAACAUGACAGAAUAUAAAGUCUUUGUUUUCAAGUCCAUAUAGUUCAUGCUUUAAAGGAUUUUUUUCCUAUAAAAUGUUUGAUGCAUGUUUAGCCCUAUGACCCUUUUCAAACGGUGACUUUCAGAAACAGACAAAAAAGCUCCAGGGCAGUGCAAACUUCAUCUUGCCAUUCAGUGUUCUGACAGCAUCCCCCAAAUAAUGGUCAUGAAGCUGGAAACAUAUUUCCCAUGCUCUGUAAUAAAGUUGGCAUUACAUAUUAUUAUUCCCCCCUUUCUUUCCUCCUGAAAUUAAUCUGGGUAUCUUGCUUUUCUUGGCAGCAAUAACAUUGGUGUUUUCUUCUGCGGACCUAAAUCUCUGUCUCAAACCCUUCGAAAGAAGUGCAGCUGGUAUUCCUCUGCUGAUCCAAGAGGUGUUCAGUUUUACUACAACAAAGAAAGUUUCUAG
Molecule: messenger RNA, 25760 nt
Organism: Podarcis lilfordi (Lilford's wall lizard)
Lineage: Eukaryota; Metazoa; Chordata; Lepidosauria; Squamata; Lacertidae
Source: the annotation of a GenBank genome assembly